UUUCCAGGACGGUGUUUAGAUUCACAGUCGGGAUCGAGCUAAGUGCCUAGCCGCCAGGAAAGUGGAGCACGACUAAAAAUACCACCCAGGCUCGACUCGACGCCUGCCUGUCAGUGUUGCUGUCAUACGGUCCUUCCUGCCUGCCUGCCUGCCUGCUUUGCCUGACGUCCUGCCUCCAACCGGGUUCUGGCAUUCCCUGAAAACCCACUCAAAGCACAGUUAGAAACCGGGGGGCGAAAUAAAAACAACUUUGAUCUGUACAUAUUAGAUGACAGUCAGAGGGGGAAAAUACAGUACGAGGACUGACUGACCCCUGUUCUCCCACGGCUCCAUCAUGCCUGGCAAGAAGAUCAAGCUUCCCAGGCCCCCCGCUCCCAAGCCGGAGGAGGAGGAGGAGGACUAUGAGACCCCUCCGAAUUACGAGCUGGAGAAGCACCUGACGCACGGCAGCGUGGCCUACACACACGUCAACCAAGUCUGGCCCAACGUCUACAUUGGGGAUGAAGAGACAGCGAGGGACCGCUAUGGCCUGCAGCAGAAGGGCAUCACCCACGUCCUGAACGCCGCCGAGGGCACCUGGAACAACGUGGCCACCGGGGCAGAUUACUACCACGGCAUGAACGUGGACUAUUAUGGGGUGGUUGCCUCUGAUGUGCCCUCGUUUGACCUGAGCGUCUACUUCUACGAAGUGGCCGAGUAUAUCGACAGCGUCUUGAGGAAUCCUGAAAACAAGCUGCUGGUGCACUGUGUGAUGGGCAGGAGUCGUUCAGCCACUCUCUUCCUGGCCUACCUCAUGAUCUGCAAGCACAUGACUGUGGUGCAGGCCAUCGACAGCGUGAAGGUCCACAGGCGCAUCAUCCCCAACUGGGGCUUCCUCAAGCAGCUCAGGGAACUGGACAUGAGCCUGCAGGAGAAGAGGAAGGGAGGAGGAGGAGGAGAGGGAGGGGGACGGAAGGAGCAGGAGGGGUCGGGGGACUCGGAAAAAGCAUCAACUUCGGACUGAAUGAAGUUGAUAUUUUCAGUAAUUCUCUGAGAAUUAUCUGCAAGAUUUUGAGAUGGGGGUGAGUCUGCAGGAGCGGAAAGGGGUAGGUUGAGGCCGAGUGACUGAACUGUAGUAUGUUGAAAUUGGAGGAAAUCGCAAGCUGAGUCUCAUUAUAGUAUAUUAUGCCACAAUGUCCAUAAGCAGACGCGCUUCGCCCCUUCAGCCAUCAAGUUUGCACUUCUUUUUAGGCACACCCAAUUUAUGUCUUAUGUCUUACUUUAUUGGGCUUUUAGUGCCUUUAUUGUGAUAGGAUUGUGAAGACAUGACAGGAAAGUAAUGGGACAGAGAGAUGGGAAAGGGUUGUGAAAUGACCCAGGCUGGAUUUGAACCAAGGCCCCCAGGUAUAUGGUGCAGGUGCUCUAUGCAGUGCACCACAGCCACCCCCCAGAGUUAAUUCCUUUGAAGUUGACAGCGCCCACCACUGCUACACUUGAGAUAUCCUAAUAGGAUUCCUAUGGUCAUUAUGGAUGGAAAGACUGACUGACUAAUCAGGCCAAGGCCAGUAAAUGGACGCGCAUCUGGUGAAAAAUGUUGUCUGUGCAGUAAAGUAAUGUUGUUAUUGUUGACAGACCAUUGUUGACACUACUGUUUGAAACCUACUGAUCUUCCUUCAAUGGUCCUCCUACCUGCCUGGACACAGCAGGUGUGAGUUAACAAAUGAUGCUUAAGAUA
This is a messenger RNA of Engraulis encrasicolus (European anchovy), 1714 nucleotides long. RefSeq names its product dual specificity phosphatase 29 (gene dusp29). Gene Ontology annotation, molecular function: MAP kinase phosphatase activity; protein tyrosine/serine/threonine phosphatase activity. Bases 335 to 1003 code for a protein of 222 amino acids. Gene Ontology annotation, biological process: negative regulation of MAPK cascade; protein dephosphorylation. The transcript has 4 exons. Gene Ontology annotation, cellular component: cytoplasm. The record is from RefSeq and is a predicted model, not a curated record. NCBI's taxonomy places the organism in Eukaryota, Metazoa, Chordata, Actinopteri, Clupeiformes, Engraulidae.